This is a messenger RNA of Pyricularia pennisetigena, 396 nucleotides long. RefSeq lists its product as uncharacterized. The transcript has a single exon. Bases 1 to 396 code for a protein of 131 amino acids. Lineage: Eukaryota; Fungi; Ascomycota; Sordariomycetes; Magnaporthales; Pyriculariaceae. The record is from RefSeq and is a predicted model, not a curated record.
AUGGCGCCACUGACCACCAUGGGCACGAAUGGGUUGCGUAUGGCGAGCGCAAUGACGUGCACGGCGCGAGCGCGGGUGUCGGGAUCGGCGGCGUUGAGAAGGGCACUGCUCGCGCCGCUGGCAGCCGACGAGAUCUCGUCGGAGGACGCGUGGGGGAAGAUGGCAGAGAGGCCAUGGUGGGCGGGUGUUGACGAAGAGCGCACCCGCCAUGCCGGUGCCGAGCGCGAUGCCGAGCAUCUGGCUGACCAUCAUGAACCCGACGCCGUAUGGGAUAUCGUCGGCCGCCACGGAGACCUGCGCGACUGGAAACCCGGCCUGGGAGUAGCAGCCGUAUAUCUUGGCGUCGGGGGAUGUUUCGUCGACCGUAUCUGUGAAGCGGGGAAGGAACCCAGGUAA